Hippocampus comes (tiger tail seahorse) is the source of this 3827-nucleotide messenger RNA. It is a transcript of the gene card14, whose product is annotated as caspase recruitment domain family, member 14. Gene Ontology annotation, cellular component: cytoplasm. Lineage: Eukaryota; Metazoa; Chordata; Actinopteri; Syngnathiformes; Syngnathidae. Gene Ontology annotation, molecular function: CARD domain binding. The transcript has 20 exons. Gene Ontology annotation, biological process: regulation of apoptotic process. The coding region runs from base 119 to 3070 and encodes 983 amino acids. The record is from RefSeq and is a predicted model, not a curated record.
AUACCAUUGGCCUGUCUCUACCAGGCUCGCUGUCAUUCUUGUCUAUUUCCAGUAAUGAGUCACUGAGCAGCGGCGACUACGAGCAACAUUUUUUGCCGACUUACUCAGCAUACUCAAGAUGGCAGGAGAGAGUGUGCCCGAGGGUCCCGACCUGAAGGAGAUGGGCGAAGAGGAACUGUGGGAACUCAUCAAUGACAAUCGCCAUCGGCUGUCCUUGGGGGUGCGACCAUGCAUCGUGAUUCCAUACCUCAGGCAGGCCAGGGUGCUCACCGAGAUGGAUGAGGAUGAGAUCCUCUCCAGCCACAACCUCACCAAUCGAUCAAUGAGAACAAGCCAUAUGAUGGAUCUGCUGCGGACCCAAGGCAGGAACGGUGCAGUGGCUUUGCUGGAAAGCCUGAUGAUCCACUACCCGACCCUCUACACUCAAGUUACUGGACGCAAACCCAGCUCAGAACCUUCAAGAUUCAGCGGCCUGAUAAAGUAUUCUGAACUGACAGAGUACCUUAUCAGAGCAGUAACCGGGAUGCAGAAUGAGCUUCGAGAGGCUCGUUGCGAGGCUGGAAAAAUGAGUGCUCGGUGUGCCUCUCUGGAGGCUGAGAUUCAACAAAUAAUGGAGCACGAGGAAAAGUCCAGAUGCCUUCAGUUGGAAUAUGAGCGCGUACACAGACAUUUGUCUUCACUGCAACGUGAAGUUACCCAAUUGAAGGACGAGAAGUGCGACUUGUAUGUGCGCUACACUGCAGCCAUUGAGGAGAAAUCAGCUGUGAGCAUGCGCCUCCAUGAUCUCAACUUACAGAUCUACCAACUGCAAACAGAACUGCAAAAGGCCCAAACAGAGAGUGACUUCCAGAAACGGCGUUCUCUGAGAUGCGACUCUUUAGCUGAGGCGUCUCUGCUGCAAGAGGAAGUCAGGAGUCUGCGCUGCCAGUUAGUCAAGAUAGAGAAACUAAACCCAGCGCAUCAGGAUAUUCUGGCUCAGGACCUGGCUGAGGCUAUAGAUAGCCAAGUGGAACUCGCAGGUCAGCUCAAGUGUUAUAGAGAAGAAAAUGAACAGAUGCACAGAGAGAAAAAAGAGCUUUUGGAUCAGAACGAAUGCCUGACCCUUCAAGUGAAGCAGCUGACCCUGGAUUGUAACAUGUACCAACAAAAGAGCACCGUCAUCCAGAAUCAGAUGAGAGAGCUGCAGACAGAGAGAGACCAAGCAUACCUUUCCAGAAAUGAGGCCCAGACCCAGAUCGCCUGCAUCCUGGCUGAGAAAGACGUCCUGAGGUCUCAAAUGAUGGAGCUCCAGGAGAGAGCCUUUAGUGUGAAUGCCGAACACAGCAAAGAAUGGCAGAGCACUAAAGAGAGGGGGGUUGGCUGGGAGUGUCAACUAUCCAGUUCUGAAGAUUCACCAUUUCCAAACAGGCGCAGACUUUGCCGCAUGGAUGCAAUUUAUCCCUUUUCACUGAAUUCCUUUUCCUCAGAGUGCAAAGAGCCAUUGACAAGUAGCGUCCGGUCCAGAAACGUAGAGCCUCCAAGUCCGCAGUCUCUCCGCAGAAGAGAGGUAGCUCUUUACGAAGACAGCAGCGUGGAAACAGCGGAGACCGAUGAUUCUUCAUUGGACGACUUUGAGAUCCUCCCAAGUGUGUUGAGCGAAGACAAACCCCCAUCAAGACUUUAUGCUGCAGGUGGGACCAAAACCACAUACAGCCUGGAUAAGAAUGCCGUACCUCCAUUCCUCGUGCGUUCACGUGCGAAAGCAUUGCGCAUUAUUGGCCGCAUAGUCACCAUUGCCUUCCAGGGGGAGACACUGCUAAAUCAGAUUGCGGUGGUAGGGGGUAAUAAGACCGGAGUCUUUGUGCAUGAAGUAACAGAAGGGAGUGCUGCACAUACUGUGGGUAUCACCCAGGGAGCACAAAUCGUGGAGGUCAGAUACAAACAGGAUGAAAAAGCUCUCAAGAUGGUGCUGGAAGAUUCCACUUUAGAAGAAGCUCUGUGGGCACUUGGCCAGGUCACUGGUCCCUGCCAUCUGUCUUUGCGUCCCAGGCCAGAUGACUAUGAGGCCUUGCUUCAGCAAUUGCAGGAGAGUGAGAUGUCAUCGGGUGACUCUUUCUACGUGCGUGUCAACGUGACCAUCCCAGCGGGACCCAAAGGGACACUGACUGUGUCCUGCAAUGACAUUUUACAUGUGACCAACACACGCCCGGCUGACACCCAAGACUCGUGGUACGUCAGUAAAGUUCAUCCGUGCCAGCUUCUGGCCCUCCACAGUGGAUUAGUACCAAACUACUACAGAGCACAGCGACUUCUCAUUCGGGCUAUUGAAGAAAUGAACUUUCAAACGUCAAAGUCUCAAAAGCAAGCGCACAUGAUGGCUGAGAACACUCAGAAAGCAGUGAGGAUUGUCAGUACAGGUCGCCAGGGCCGAAACCCUCUCUGGGUCAGCGUAGAGAAUGAAAAGAGCAAGAGCACAGAAUCGGAUGAAACAUCGCCACCCAGAAGUUGUCUAACUCUCAUGCCCUAUACACCGGUCACACCCCACUUCCCACCCAUCUGUCGACCAGUCCUGUUACUGCCAUCCAUCCUGGGACGCAUCCUGGAUAAGAAGGUGGCAGCAUGGCAGGGCUUUGAGCUCUGUGAACCUGAGAUGUUGUGCUCCAGUGAUCAUGCAGUCCGAUUGCAGAAGUCUGAACUCCUGGAGGAAUGUGAGGUGGGAAGAAACUUCUGCUACACUGUGCAGAGUGUGGAAAAAGUCAUGAAAAAGGGUAUUCAUUGUGUAUUACCGCUUGGGCUGGACUGUGUACGUCGUCUGCACAGAGCAGAGAUCUUUCCGAUUAUCAUCUUCGUCGGGCAGUCUGCGCGCAGUGCACGCAAACUCAGGUCAAAGCUUCACCGUCUCAACUGGUCUGAGGAGCAUCUGCUGGAGUGUUCCCGAAGCGAGGAGACACUGUUGGACAAACUGCCAUGUUUGUAUCACCGCGUGGCUCCUGACUCGUGGUGUGAUCAAACCUCAUUACUGACCAGGUUGCGCACCGUCAUCUGGGAGGAGCAGAGGAAGAUUGUGUGGGUUGAGCCUGACCUGUGGUGAAAAGAAGAAAAAAAAACAAGUGACAGUAAAAGGAUGGUACAUUUUUAUUGAAUUCAUUGACAUUUAAAUCUGUACUUGAUUUGUAUUUGACAUGAGUAUGUACGUGUAUCUAUGAUCACACAACAAUUUUGGUGUGGUUUUCAAAUGAACACCAGAGGUUGUUUGGUUCCCAUUUUAUUUCCCGACCGACCAACUUAAUGAUUUACAGCUCAUCUGGGCAAAGUCGGGCUCGACAACAGGCCGCAUCCAGCCCAUACGCAGUCUCUGCCGCCUUUGAAGUCAAACACCUUUGAAGCAGUGCAACACACAAAAGCAGCAUAUUCAGUGUUCGAUCAUGGCACGGCAUUCAGUGACUUUUCCAACCAUUCUAAUACAAAAAAAAAAAAAGAAUAAAGUCCACACCAACCAUGGAGCUCAUACUAGCAACUAUCUUACUUCCUGCAAAAUGGAGGGAAGAAAGGAAUUUGCUUGUAAUAUUUUAAUGUUUACUUGUCAUGAUUUGUGCAUCCUACAAAACACUUAUUUGUGGUUUGCACUCAUAAUGUCAGCACACAUAUUCAUAUACAAAAAUAUGAGGACUUUUUUUUUGUGAAUGUUGAUUAAAUAACAAUUUAAUCUUAGGUGUUUUGGUAUCCCAUUUUAAUGUGACUGAUACUUUUUUUCACCAGUUUUUAAUUUUUAUUUGCCACCGAGAACAACAUAUACAAAGGCUAUGCAAAUGUUUCAUAAAAAGACAUUAAAGUCAUCAUUAACACAA